Molecule: messenger RNA, 1858 nt
Organism: Phyllopteryx taeniolatus (common seadragon)
Lineage: Eukaryota; Metazoa; Chordata; Actinopteri; Syngnathiformes; Syngnathidae
Gene: setd6
Product: SET domain containing 6, protein lysine methyltransferase
Exons: 9
Coding region: 472-1815 (447 amino acids)
Biological process (GO): peptidyl-lysine monomethylation
Cellular component (GO): nucleus
Molecular function (GO): protein-lysine N-methyltransferase activity; protein binding
Source: RefSeq, a predicted model, not a curated record
AAUAUAAUAGCGAAAUUGAAGAAAAGUUGGGCUCGUCCGGGAUUUGAACCCGGGACCUCUCGCACCCAAAGCGAGAAUCAUGCCCCUAGACCAACGAGCCGCACUUGUGGAUGCGCAGAUGUAUCUGAACUGCCUGAACUGAAGCAUAUGGGUAGCGGUGGUAGCCUGCUAGCCUUGAUUCAGGGUCGUAUUCUUGCGUACAAGAAGACCGAGGUCUUCAAAUGUGACACUUUCUAAACGCUUCAAUGUUUAACAACAAAUAUUUUGGGCAUUGAGCAGUAAUGUACUAAAAACAAAAUGUGAAUUUUGUCUCAAACAACUUUUUAUGGGGAACUAUAUCGCGCUAAGGUGUGUUAACGGGCUGCCUGCUCGUCUGCUUUACGGGUGUGUUUUUACUUUCCCACCGUGCUUGGACCGGGAAGCUGUUUAAAAUCCACUUCACCGCUUAACAGGAUUCAUUACAACCAGAAAAUGUCAUCAGGAGCCAAGCGACCCAAGGUAGACGACGACGCUCCCCUGCAGAACUUCCUCCGGUGGUGCGACAGUGUUGGUCUAGUGCUCAGCACAAAGGUACGUUUAAGCAAAGAAGGCACGGUGGCCGACUAUGGGAUGUUAGCUCAGGACGACAUCGAGGAAGGCACGGUGUUGUUCACCAUCCCAAGAUCAGCUCUUCUUCACCAGGGGACGACACACGUCUCAGCACUGCUGGAAGGAGAGAAAGUCUCCUUGGAGAGCUCAUCAGGCUGGGUGCCCCUCCUGCUGGCUCUGCUGUACGAAUACACUACAGCGCACUCACGAUGGAAACCAUACCUGUCAUUAUGGACCGACUUCAAGAUGUUAGACCAUCCCAUGUUCUGGUCCAAAAAGGAGCGAGACAAACUGCUGAGGGGAACCGGUAUCCCGGAGGCGGUGGACAAAGACCUGGCUAACAUCCAGAGGGAAUACAGAGACGUGGUCCUGCCCUUUGUUGCCAAGCAUCCUGACAUCUGGAACUCCCAGACGCACACGCUGGAGCUGUACACGGAGAUGGUGGCUUUUGUCAUGGCCUACAGUUUCCAAGAGCCACAAGAAGGGGAUGAUGAUGAUGAUGAUGAAGAUGACGAGACAGAGGAGAAGGCCCCCAAUCCACCUAUGAUGGUUCCCAUGGCUGACAUGCUCAACCACGUGUCCAAGCACAAUGCCAAUCUGGAGUUCACAGCAGACACUUUGAAGAUGGUAUGCGUGCGCCCCAUCAAAAAAGGUGAGGAAGUGUUCAACACCUACGGGCAGAUGGCCAACUGGCAGCUGCUGCACAUGUACGGCUUCACCCAGCUGCAUACCGACAACGCCGACGACACUGCUGACAUCCCCGUUGCCAACCUGCACAAAGCGGCCACAAGAGAGCCCGAUGGGGAUCAGCAGCUGUUGGAGGAGAUGUGGGAGAUGCUACGGGAGAAAGGUGCAUUUGUCUUUGGCAAAAACAGCUGCCUCACCGAAACGGAGCUACACUCAGUGCUCAAGGUGCUGUGCAUGUCCAGGGAGGAAUUCUUGGAGUUGAAAGACAACGACGACGGAUGGGAGGACGACGACGACGAGGAGAUUUCUCGGGGGUUCUCCAACGACGGGCUCACAGGAUUAAACAGCAAGUGGAAGCGGCUCCUGCAGGAAGCGGCACGUCUGACCGUGAGCGGCUACCCCGACGUGGACAGAGACCGGGCCGUGAUGGAGGACCAGGCCUCGCUAAAGGCACUGAGCAGCAGGCAAAGGAACGCGUUGCAGGUCCGAUGUGGACAGAAGAGCAUCCUGGACAAAGUCAUGGAGCUCACAAAGACAUGAACUUUUUCUCCACAUCCAUUAAUAAACAUUUCAUUGCAAUGUA